AUGGCACUACGAAAGAUUGUAACUGUGACGGGAGGAAAUGGUGGAAUCGGCUAUGAGACUGUCAAAGCUCUCCUCGGAUCUGACAAGUCAUACCAUAUCUUAAUGGGUAGUCGAUCCCUAGAUAAGGCCAAGAUCGCUAUCGAAACUCUCCGCAGCGAAUGUCCUAGCGCAACCAACACUGUUGAACCAGUGCAAGUCGAUCUUACUAGCGAUGAGUCUAUUGAGACUGCGUACAAGCAGGUUGAGACAAGACAUGGUCGCAUAGAUGUCCUGAUCAAUAAUGCUGGAGCAACAUUUGAUAUCGAGUACAUAUCCGGCAAGGUCUCUCUUCGUGAAUGCUUCAAUAAAGCAUACGAUGUCAACGUGGCAGGCACGAAUGUAAUGACAGCAACAUUCAUACCCCUUCUCCUGAAAUCACCAGACCCCCGCCUGAUCUUCGUCUCUGGUCUAUCCGCUAUCAACCAAGCCAGUGAAUCAUACUUCCCGACACCUCCUCAGCCAGCAGGAUGGCCUAAGCAAAUCGACUUCGAGACUAUCGGAUAUCGUUGUAGCAAGACUGCUCUGAACAUGCUGAUGCUCGAUUGGAAUCACAAGCUACAGGCUGAUGGUGUCAAAGUCUGGGCUGUUGGGCCGGGUAUCCUAGCUACCAAUCUGGGAGGAAUUCCAGAGAAAGCCAAGGCUAUGGGGGCGAAACAUCCUAGUGUUGGUGGGGACUUCUUGAAGAUGGUUGUUGAGGGUGAGAGAGAUUCAUCGACUGGGAAACUUGUGGCGAGGUCCGGGGUGAUGACCUGGUAA
Messenger RNA from Penicillium antarcticum, 795 nucleotides. RefSeq names its product putative short chain dehydrogenase. The record is from RefSeq and is a predicted model, not a curated record. NCBI's taxonomy places the organism in Eukaryota, Fungi, Ascomycota, Eurotiomycetes, Eurotiales, Aspergillaceae. The transcript is spliced from 2 exons. Bases 1 to 795 code for a protein of 264 amino acids.